Anopheles aquasalis is the source of this 1241-nucleotide messenger RNA. Its product is annotated as integumentary mucin A.1-like. The record is from RefSeq and is a predicted model, not a curated record. Lineage: Eukaryota; Metazoa; Arthropoda; Insecta; Diptera; Culicidae.
AAAUUGUACGACUGGAAGGCUUUAAAGCAGUAAAAAUAGAAAGGUACAGAUUAAACAGCAUGAGGCAAUCAUUCAAUACAUGCGUCAACGUUUUGGUUUCUUCGUAAAUAAUAUAUAAAAGAGUGUGAUAAGGAUGAUGAUAGUACCCGAGUGCAGGGUGAGCUAGUGGAAAAGAAUUUCACUUUUAGUUUGCUUUGCAUCGGUUUGAAGUGCGGUUCUUGAAUAUUCGAUACAGCAGGACUUGUAGUAGCAAAAGCAUUGCCAAGAUGUUGAAGGGAUCCGGUUGGCAGGAAUUGAUUUUCUGCACGUGGUUACUGUUGGCUGUUAUCUGUGACGCGCAGCUUUCUCCGGCAGAUGGACAUGCUGGAUGGAGUGCUGAGCGACGCUUAACGCGCCGAGAAGUACAGAUACCGACGAGUACAAAAAGUCCCGGGGCGACGAGAUUUGUUCCGUUGACCCCACGGGCACACGUAGUGACAACAACAUCUACAGUAAAACCGAUUCCAGCUACCAUUCCCACAAUAGUAGAGGUCACAGAAUCAACUACAUAUAUCACAACCGUAUCCAGGGCUGAAACGACGACUGAUUCAACUAGUACUACCUUGUCAACUUCGGAGAUUGCUACAACGGAACAGGUGCCAGAGAUUAUUUCGACAACAGUAGAGGUCACAGAAUCACUUACGGAUAUAACAACCGUAUCUGAAGCAGACAUAACGACUCAUCCAACAAGUACUACCAUUUCUACAGCAGAGAUUGCGACAACGGAACAGAUCACAGAAUCAACUACCGAUGGAACAACCGUAUUCGAAGCAGAAAUAACGACUGAUCCUAUAACUAGUACUACCUUGCCAACACCGGUGAUUUCUACAACCGCUAAGCCUCCAGCCAUUAAAGCUAGCACAACUAAGCGUACAACAUUCACGUCCCCCAGGAUGCGUUCGACAACGCAACCGAUUCCAACGACCAUUGCAACAAGAGCAGAAGUCACAGAAUCGACAGACAGCAUCAGGCAGGAAUCAGAGUGGGAAACAACGACUGCACCUAGUAGUGCAUUCUCAACACCAAAUGCAAAUGCAAAUUUCGUUUUCUUUUGCUCCGCAGCCGCCAUAUUCAUAUUCAUAAUAGUUCUAGUCUUUAUCAUCUAUCAAAUGUGUCGCAUCCGAAGUGCAAUUCGUCGGAAAACAUCACGGCCACCAGUUGAGUUGAUCAAAGUUUUGCAUCUGGAGGAAAUAAAUAAAUGA